Eremomyces bilateralis CBS 781.70 is the source of this 2142-nucleotide messenger RNA. RefSeq lists its product as uncharacterized. Bases 1 to 2142 code for a protein of 713 amino acids. The record is from RefSeq and is a predicted model, not a curated record. NCBI's taxonomy places the organism in Eukaryota, Fungi, Ascomycota, Dothideomycetes, Eremomycetales, Eremomycetaceae. The transcript is spliced from 3 exons.
AUGCCAUUCACCAUCAUUUUCAGCACGACCACUUCUCGUCAUAUUGAAGAAACCCACCCAUCCCCUUCUAAUGAGAAUGGCCGAAGCUUAUUGAAAAGUGAGGUUGUUCGGGCAGUCAAGUUCACCUGUAGUUUCCGUGAAUCUCGCAACCCUCGCUUUCAGCGGGAGGCCAGCCCUCCCCGUGAACAACACAUACAGAACUAUCGCGACAGUGUCGCUGUUGAACGUGAAGAGGUCCAAUCCGUCCAUCGGGAAUCUUCCUUUCAGAGGUUCUGUAGAAGAAGCUUGAAAAUGAAGAAGCUCUCUACCUCCCAAAAGCGGAAGCGUCAAGAUGACGGCGCACCUCCACCGCCAUAUCUUCCGAACAUCGAUGUGCCAUCAGAACUCUCGUCGGAUCCAGUUCCGUCGGAUUCAGUUCCGUAUGAGCUUCCAGGAGAACCCUUUGUCGGCUCCGUGAGCGCGUCUCAUCCUACCGGGCCUGUGUCCGGGGAUAUCUAUCGCCCACGUAUUUCCAAUCCUGUUUCCCGAUUUGGUUCCUCUCUGUCGGCCCUCGACGGCGAUGCUGGCGUGCCUCUAGAAAGCUACACCUGGCCGGGUCCGGGUAUGCUUCGCUACCGCACCGUUGGGGCUGGAAUUUCCCCACACGUUGGGCCUCUGAAAGACGUCGGUUUCGAUGGAAACAUUGCUCCCGGCGCUUCUCAUCCCUUCGCACAGACCACUGACCAGGCAGUCAGCCCAGUGGAGAUAGUCCAGGAUCUCCAGCCAGCAAUCCCAACUAUUGCUCUGGCAGCUGCAGCGCAGCCAUCGCGUAUUGCUUCUGCAGCGCGAAUGACGACUGGAUCGCUUUUUCAAUCCUUAGGUGGACCAGACUGCUGCAUUCGCUGUAGCUUAAUUCACCAACUUUGCGACCGGGCGACUCUCGUUCACCAGCGUUUCCGGGAUAUCGUUGCGCCCCUCUUGCCGGUUGAACUCCAGUCUCGAGAUGCCUUGCUGGCGCUUGGAUUUCGCUCGUUUCGAUCUCUUCACGACGAAAAUCACAUCGCGCUAUCAGAAAGCUUUCCAUGGGCAUGCCUUAUUGCCAUAAUGUUUGUGACUCGCACCAUGCUUGAAUUGCAGUAUCCCAACUACAUCGUCCCGUGGGGAGACCUUCUGAGAAUCGAAGCUCAGCAGUUUGCGGUUGUAUCCAUUGAGCAGGUGAAAGAUGCCGUCGAUCAGCUGGCUUGCAUUGACCACGAAGAGAUCCGGGUCGCAACGCCGGAAGACUUCGAACUAUUUCGCUCGUUCCCAGCUGUAUUUCGUGGUGGGUGGGAAUGGAUAUCCUCGACUAUGUCCGAAUAUCGCUUUAAAUAUAGUGCAACCGAUCCGGGCAGCGCUCAGUUUCAUCCCGUGAUGGAUCAUAUUUUGCGCUCGCUACCUCUUCAAAGCUUCACUGAGCCACAUCACUACAUUGAGCGUACGUUUUUGUCUUUUCUAUUGCCCGCGACGCUUAUGGAAGCGUCAUGUGGGAAACUCGGCACUGCCGAUGUCGACAUUGAGAAUCUGGAUCUCAAUGUUCCUAUCGCGUCCCGUCCAGGCACCGAUGCACACUUAUAUGCGGCCAAAAUUCUUGAAGCUCUUGGCGCCCGUCAGGCAGCUCUCCCUGACCAGGCAGAUAACAUCUGGAAUUCCGUGCAAGAUAUCUGUGACGUCCUUGGGGCCCAGUCUUCGGCACAUUCGGUAUCUGCUGCUAGUCCAGCAAACAUGAUCGGGAAGAGGAUCGAUGAGACAGCAGGAAACAGCACGAACAGCACGAACAGCACGCCUGAAACGCUGUAUACGUCUGUAUUCGGAUCGCCGGGGAACCGCUCUGAGCUGGACUCAUCGCCCAUCACGCAGCCGUGCGAGUCGACUGCGGGCAGCCCCAUGCCGUCCCCCCCUCUUCAAUGCACGCUCUGCGAAUAUAUCCCACUGGAGACGGGACAGCUAUCGAACAGGAAGAAGAAUCUGAAGCGACACGUGGAGAAGGUGCAUGCGCGCGAAGAGGAGAAGUUGGAGUUUGUGUGCACGCGGUGCGGGAAUAAAUAUGGUCGUCGGGACAAUUUGCAGAAACAUGAACAGGACAAACAUGGGGUAGUGAAGAAGAAGAAUAGGGUGCUCAAAUGA